Molecule: messenger RNA, 2418 nt
Organism: Daldinia childiae
Lineage: Eukaryota; Fungi; Ascomycota; Sordariomycetes; Xylariales; Hypoxylaceae
Product: E3 ubiquitin-protein ligase hel2
Exons: 2
Coding region: 1-2418 (805 amino acids)
Biological process (GO): protein ubiquitination; rescue of stalled cytosolic ribosome
Molecular function (GO): ubiquitin protein ligase activity; ribosome binding
Source: RefSeq, a predicted model, not a curated record
AUGCCCGCUACUGCUGAGGGCUCGACAGACGCGUCGAACGAAGCUUCCAACUCGAUACAGGCUGGGCAAGGCCGCGGCAGAAGCGAGAGGAAUUCGAGAGGCAGAGGUAGAGGGCGUGGACGAGGUGAUGGAAACUCUAGAGGUGGAGGGCAAGGCAGAUCGCAACGUGGAAGAGGAAGGGGGGCUAAUAUAUCGGGGGCACAUACCUCUUCUUCGACGACGCCGCUUCCACAUGGAGACUCGGACAAACCAGCAGCAUCUCUACCUCAAACUCGCAUUCCACAUGUGACUAGCGAACCGAGCGCCGACCAAGAAGAUGUGGAGGCCGAAGUGUGCUUCAUCUGCGCGAGCCCCGUCAUCCACCAGUCUGUUGCUCCAUGCAACCAUAGAACCUGUCAUAUUUGUUCCCUACGGAUGAGGGCGCUAUACAAGAAUAAAGAAUGCGCACAUUGUCGGACACCUGCUCCGUUUGUUCUUUUCACGGACGAUGCGACUAAACGAUACCAAGACUACUCUGACACCGACGUUACUAGUACGGACGAUAAUAUCGGUAUUCGAUACACGAACGAAGAUAUAGUCGGAGACACCGUCUUGCUUUUGCGUUAUAAUUGUCCGGAUGACUCUUGCGACUUUGCCGGCCUCGGUUGGCCAGACCUGCAUCGACACGUCCGUACCACUCACCACAAGAAGAUGUGCGACUUGUGUACAAGAAACAAGAAAGUAUUUACCCAUGAACACGAGCUGUUUACCGACAAGGAGUUGGAGAAGCACAUGCGACAUGGUGACGACCGCCCCGGCGCUGUGGACCAGACAGGAUUUAAGGGUCACCCACUAUGUGCAUUCUGUGGCCAAAGGUUCUACGACGAUGACAAGCUUUACGAGCACUGCCGGAGCAAACAUGAGCGCUGCUUCCUUUGCGACAGCCAGGAUCCUAGGCAGCCUCAUUACUAUCGAGAUUAUAAUGCGCUGGAAGAGCACUUCAAGAAGGAUCAUUUCUUAUGCCUUGAUCACGAGUGUCUUGAGAAGAAGUUUGUUGUCUUCCACUCCGAGAUAGAUCUGAAGGCGCAUCAGCUUAGUGAACACGGUAACUCCUUAUCUAAAGAUGUGAGAAGGGAUGCCCGUCUUGUCGACCUUUCGAGCUUUGAUUACCGACAGCCUUACCAGCAAAGACGGGGCGGCAGUGGUUCCGGGCGGGAUAGAGAUGGGGAUAGAGACAGAGAGAGGCGCGGAAGAGGUCGCGAUCCGAACGCAGAUCCUCUUCCGGUCAGCUCGGCACAGCCUCUUCGACGAGAUGAGCUUGCUUUCCAGAGGCAGAUGGCUAUACAUUCGUCACAGUCCGUCUCUAACCGGACAUUUGGUGGGCAACUAUCAACAGCACCCUCUUCAAACAGUGCUAUCCCCGCUGCCCAAACAAGUCAGCGUCCAGCAGGUGCCUCUGGUCCUUCUGCCCCAACCACCACCACAGCACCAUCUAUUGAGAUGGAAGGACUAAACUUGACGGACCCGAACCUGCCACCGGAAGAUCGCGUUCGGCUUCUGCGGCAUUCCGCAGUCAUCGAACGGGCAUCGAACCUAUUACAGAAUGACCGGGAUAAGAUUGCCACAUUUCGCAGUCAAAUAUCUUCUUACAGGCAGGGCAAGCUGUCAGCUGCAGCGCUCGUAGAUGCACUAUUUUCUUUAUUUUCAGAUACUUCGUCCACUACUUUGGGUACGCUUGUUCGUGAGGUCGCGGAUCUUUUUGAAGACUCGAGCAAGGGAGAUGGCUUGCGGAAAGCCUGGAGCGAUUGGAGGGCAAUAAAUGAAGACUACCCAACUCUGCCAGGCCUGAGCGGUAUGCAUGGCGCAACAUCUUCUAACACUGGCUGGGCGGCGGCGGCAGCCAGUUCUCCUCUUACAGCCGCCGUGGCGCCAUCCCAAAGGCACACAACUCGAGUUCUCAAGCUCAAAAGCUCUACCCAACAAUCGCGGCGGUCGAGCGUAGAGCAGUCCUCUACUUUAUUCUCUAGCUCAAGCUCUUCGCGACGCCCGCCACCGAUGCCCCCCGCAGCUUCUUUCCCCGCCUUACCAUCCAGCAGCGCCAGCACGGGAAAUGCAUCGCGACCGGCAGCCACAGCCCUUUGGAGCUCUAGCACAGCAUCCCAAGCUCCAACUAGAGCGUCGAAGAAUGCUAGUCGAGAAGAAGCAUUUCCAGCCCUUCCCACGGCGCCUAAGCCUACAACGACAAUAUUCGGUUACGGGACUGGAAGUGUACGUAGAGAUGCUGGUGGCUCAAGGAAUACUGGUUUCUCAUGGGGGGCAUCAGGUGGGGAUACAUCUACACAACCCGACGGCAAUACUGGUGAAGACGGAGUGGAUGGUUUUGGGAAAGGUAAAAAGGGAAAUAAAGGCCGAAAGAAAGUAUUGGUACAAUGGGGCUAA